Galeopterus variegatus (Sunda flying lemur) is the source of this 7549-nucleotide messenger RNA. RefSeq names its product 1-phosphatidylinositol 3-phosphate 5-kinase-like. The record is from RefSeq and is a predicted model, not a curated record. Gene Ontology annotation, biological process: phosphatidylinositol metabolic process; intracellular signal transduction. The annotation marks the transcript as partial. The transcript has 35 exons. Lineage: Eukaryota; Metazoa; Chordata; Mammalia; Dermoptera; Cynocephalidae. Gene Ontology annotation, molecular function: ATP binding; 1-phosphatidylinositol-3-phosphate 5-kinase activity.
UUUGAUUCAUCCAGAUUCCUCAAACACUGCUCUUUCAACAAGACUUGUAUCUGUUCAAGAGGAUGCUGGGAAAUCUCCUGCGCGAAAUAGAUCAGCCAGCAUUACUAACCUGUCACUGGAUCGAUCUGGUUCUCCUAUGGUACCUUCAUAUGAGACAUCUGUCAGUCCCCAGGCUAACCGAACAUAUGUUAGGACAGAGACCACUGAAGAUGAACGCAAAAUUCUUCUGGAUAGUGUUCAGUUAAAGGACCUGUGGAAAAAAAUCUGCCAUCACAGUAGUGGAAUGGAGUUUCAGGAUCACCGCUACUGGCUGAGAACCCAUCCAAACUGCAUUGUAGGAAAGGAAUUAGUCAACUGGCUAAUCCGAAAUGGACACAUUGCUACAAGGGCGCAAGCUAUAGCAAUUGGACAAGCAAUGGUUGAUGGACGUUGGCUGGAUUGUGUUAGUCAUCAUGACCAGCUUUUCAGAGAUGAGUAUGCCCUGUACAGACCACUGCAGAGUACAGAAUUUUCUGAGACACCAUCUCCAGACAGUGACUCUGUGAACUCUGUGGAAGGACACUCUGAGCCAUCCUGGUUUAAAGACAUAAAGUUUGAUGACAGUGACACAGAACAGAUAGCUGAAGAAGGUGACGAUAAUUUGGCUAAUUCUGCCAGUCCUAGCAAGCGCACAUCAGUCAGCAGUUUCCAGUCCACAGUGGACAGUGACUCAGCCGCUUCCAUCAGCCUGAACGUGGAGCUGGACAACGUGAACUUCCAUAUCAAGAAGCCCUCCAAGUACCCACAUGUGCCCCCUCACCCUGCUGACCAAAAAGAGUGUUUGAUUUCUGACACUGGAGGACAACAGCUCUCUAUAAGUGAUGCCUUCAUCAAAGAAUCCUUAUUUAAUCGUCGGGUAGAGGAAAAAUCCAAAGAGCUUCCUUUCACACCUUUGGGAUGGCAUCAUAACAACCUGGAGCUCCUAAGGGAGGAGAAUGGGGAGAAGCAAGCCAUGGAGAGAUUGCUUUCAGCUAAUCAUAAUCACAUGAUGGCACUGCUCCAGCAGUUGCUCCAUAAUGACUCAUUGUCACCAUCUUGGAGGGACAUCAUUGUGUCACUGGUCUGCCAGGUUGUUCAGACUGUCCGACCUGAUGUGAAGAAUCAGGAUGAUGACAUGGAUAUCCGUCAAUUUGUCCACAUCAAAAAAAUCCCAGGUGGAAAGAAGUUUGAUUCUGUGGUUGUGAAUGGCUUUGUUUGUACCAAGAACAUUGCACAUAAAAAGAUGAAUUCUUGUAUUAAAAAUCCUAAAAUUCUUCUGUUGAAGUGUUCCAUUGAGUAUCUCUACAGAGAAGAAACUAAGUUUACUUGCAUUGAUCCUAUUGUGCUUCAGGAAAGGGAAUUCUUGAAGAAUUAUGUUCAGCGAAUAGUUGAUGUUCGACCCACGUUGGUUCUAGUUGAGAAAACAGUAUCUCGGAUUGCCCAGGACAUGUUACUGGAACAUGGCAUUACUUUGGUCAUUAAUGUGAAAUCACAAGUUUUAGAACGAAUCAGUCGGAUGACCCAAGGUGAUUUAGUAAUGUCAAUGGACCAGCUGCUUACGAAACCACACCUGGGCACUUGUCACAAAUUUUAUAUGCAGAUAUUUCAGUUGCCUAAUGAGCAAACCAAAACACUGAUGUUUUUUGAAGGCUGUCCACAGCACCUAGGCUGUACAAUCAAGCUUAGAGGAGGCUCUGAUUAUGAACUGGCUCGAGUUAAGGAGAUCCUAGUAUUUAUGAUCUGUGUAGCUUAUCAUUCUCAACUAGAGAUCUCCUUCCUCAUGGAUGAAUUUGCUAUGCCUCCCACAUUAAUGCAAAACCCUUCAUUCCAUUCUCUGAUUGAGGGACGGGGGCCUGAGGGGGCUGCACAAGAGCAGUACAGUGGAAGUUCCUUUUUCUGGGAACCUGACUUCCCUCCUGAGUCUUUGCCCUCUGAUGACAGCAAUGGGCUGGAAUCAAGGACUCUGUUUGAGAAGGGUGAGCAAGAAAAUAAAAGUCUUCCACAGGCUCUUGCCUCUUUGAAGCAUCAAGAGUAUGCCAUAACAGCUUGCUCGGCAGGUAUCCCCCGUUCUUUCUUUCCAUCUGUACCAGAAUCAUUGUUGCCGCUCCAUGUGGAUGACCAGCAGGAUGAUGUAGGCAACGAGCAGUCAGAGACGUUGCAGCAACUAGAUGAACUACAGGAUCCCAAAAGCCAGAUGAGAGCCUUUAGAGACCCUCUACAGGAUGACACUGGAUUGUAUGUUACUGAGGAAGUCACCUCUUCUGAAGAUAAACGAAACACUUAUUCUUUGGCCUUUAAACAGGAAUUAAAAGAUGUGAUCCUCUGUAUCUCCCCAGUAAUCACAUUCCGGGAACCUUUCCUUUUAACUGAAAAGGGGAUGAGGUGCUCUACCCGAGAUUAUUUUGCAGAGCAGGUUUACUGGUCUCCUCUCCUUAAUAAAGAGUUCAAAGAAAUGGAGAACAGGAGGAAGAAACAGCUGCUCAGGGAUCUCUCUGGACUUCAGGGCAUGAAUGGAAGUAUUCAGGCCAAGUCUAUUCAAGUCUUGCCCUCGCAUGAACUAGUUAGCGCUAGAAUUGCUGAGCAUCUGGGUGAUAGCCAGAGCUUGGGUAGAAUGCUGGCUGAUUACCGAGCCAGAGGAGGAAGAAUUCAGAAAAAUCUAGACCCUUUUGCUCAUUCAAAGGAUGCAUCGGGUACUUCAAGUGGCAAAUCAGUAAACAAAACUGAGGGUGAUGAAGACAGAGGGCUGAUUCCAAGUGAUGCAAUAUGGUCAACAAAGGUGGACUGUCUGAAUCCUGUUAACCACCAGAGACUCUGUGUGCUCUUCAGCAGCUCUUCUGCUCAGUCCAGCAAUGCUCCCAGUGCCUGUGUCAGUCCUUGGAUUGUAACAAUGGAAUUUUAUGGAAAGAAUGAUCUUACAUUAGGAAUAUUUUUAGAGAGAUACUGUUUCAGGCCUUCUUAUCAGUGUCCUAGCAUGUUCUGUGAUACCCCCAUGGUGCAUCACAUUCGGCGCUUUGUUCAUGGCCAAGGCUGUGUGCAGAUAAUCCUGAAGGAGUUGGAUUCUCCAGUACCUGGAUAUCAACACACAAUUCUCACAUAUUCCUGGUGCAGAAUCUGCAAACAGGUAACACCAGUUGUUGCUCUUUCCAAUGAGUCCUGGUCUAUGUCAUUUGCAAAAUACCUUGAACUCAGGUUUUAUGGGCACCAGUACACUCGUAGAGCCAAUGCUGAGCCAUGUGGUCACUCUAUCCACCAUGAUUAUCACCAGUAUUUCUCCUAUAACCAGAUGGUGGCAUCUUUCAGUUAUUCUCCCAUUCGGCUUCUUGAAGUAUGUGUUCCACUCCCCAAAAUAUUCAUUAAACGUCAGGCCCCAUUAAAAGUGUCCCUUCUUCAGGAUCUGAAGGACUUCUUUCAAAAAGUUUCUCAGGUAUAUCUUGCUGUUGAUGAAAGACUUACAUCUUUGAAAACUGAUACGUUUAGCAAAACAAGAGAGGAAAAAAUGGAAGAUAUCUUUGCACAAAAAGAGAUGGAAGAAGGCGAGUUUAAGAACUGGAUUGAGAAGAUGCAGGCAAGGCUCAUGUCUUCCUCUGUAGAUACCCCUCAGCAACUGCAGUCAGUCUUUGAGUCACUCAUUGCCAAGAAGCAAAGUCUCUGUGAAGUGCUACAAGCUUGGAAUAACAGGUUACAGGACCUUUUCCAGCAGGAAAAGGGUAGAAAGCGACCUUCAGUUCCUCCAAGUCCUGGAAGACUGAGACAAGGGGAAGAAAGCAAGAUAAGUGCAAUGGAUGCGUCUCCACGGAAUAUUUCUCCAGGACUUCAAAAUGGAGAAAAAGAGGAUCGCUUCUUAACAGCCCUGUCCAGCCAGAGCUCUACCAGUUCUGGCCAUCUCCAGUUGCCUACUCCACCUGAAGUCAUGUCUGAGCAGUCAGUGGGAGGGCCCCCUGAGCAAGAUACAGCCAGCAGUUCUGAAGAUGUGUUUGAUGGACACUUGCUGGGAUCCACAGAUAGCCAGGUGAAGGAAAAGUCAACCAUGAAAGCCAUCUUUGCAAAUUUGCUUCCAGGAAAUAGCUAUAAUCCUAUUCCUUUUCCUUUUGAUCCAGAUAAACACUACCUCAUGUAUGAACAUGAACGGGUGCCCAUUGCAGUGUGUGAGAAGGAACCCAGCUCCAUUAUUGCUUUUGCUCUCAGUUGUAAAGAAUACCGAAACGCCUUAGAGGAACUAUCUAAAGCAACUCCGUGGAACAGUGCCGAAGAAGGGCUUCCGGCAAAUAGUACUUUAGACAGCAGACCAACAAGUAGCAGCCCUAUGAGAUUACCUGAAAUCAGUGGAGGACAGGCAAACCGUACAGCAGAAGCAGAAACACAACCAACCAAAAAGGCUUCUGGAAUGUUGUCCUUCUUCAGAGGGACAGCAGGGAAAAGCCCUGAUCUCUCUUCCCAGAAGAGAGAGACUUUACGUGGAGCAGAUAGUGCUUACUACCAGGUUGGGCAGACGGGCAAGGAGGGGACGGAGAAUCAAGGCAUUGAGCCUCAAGAUGAUGUAGACUGAGGAGAUACACAAAAGAAACAACUCACAAAUCCUCAUGUGGAACUUCAAUUUUCAGAUGCUAAUGCCAAGUUUUAUUGUCGGCUAUACUAUGCGGGAGAGUUUCAUAAGAUGCGUGAAGUGAUUCUGGGUAGCAGUGAGGAAGAUUUCAUUCGUUCCCUUUCCCACUCCUCACCCUGGCAGGCCCGAGGAGGCAAAUCAGGAGCUGCUUUCUAUGCAACUGAAGAUGAUAGAUUCAUUUUAAAGCAAAUGCCACGUCUGGAAGUUCAGUCUUUCCUUGACUUUGCACCACACUACUUCAAUUAUAUUACAAAUGCUGUUCAACAAAAGAGGCCCACUGCAUUGGCCAAAAUUCUUGGAGUUUACAGAAUUGGUUAUAAGAACUCUCAGAACAACACUGAGAAGAAGUUAGAUCUCCUUGUUAUGGAAAAUCUUUUUUACGGAAGAAAGAUGGCACAGGUUUUUGAUUUGAAGGGUUCACUCAGUAAAAUGCCAACUGUGGUCUCUCCGGAGUUGUACAGGACUAGGUUUUGUGAAGCAAUGGACAAGUAUUUCCUGAUGGUACCAGACCACUGGACAGGCUUGGGUCUGAAUUGCUGAAAAUAAGCACAUAUUUUGAAAUGGACAAUGAAGGAAAGGGACAGGAACAAAGGACCGAAAAUAAGCUACAUGUUUUAUUUCUUCGUCAUAUUCACCAGUGUAUGCAAAGGCCUUUCAGUUCUGCACUUCUUUAGGCUGGCCAUAAUUGAAGGGUGAAAACUGCAAAGAUUUGCACUUUGUUUUUUGAUACCUGUGAAUUUAGCUGUCUGUAGAUUGGGAAGUUGCAUGAACAUUUUCUCAUUUAAGCCAAAAUACAGACACAUUUCAAAGGGCUAAGGUUAGAAAUAAGUAGAUAGGGUGAAAAAUAGGUUUUCUUAUUUGAUAGUUUGUUUCAAGAAGAAAACAGUAUCUCAUAGUUGUGACUCUCCUGGUGUCACAUUUGUCACAUUCUUUACUUAGAAAGCAUUUGUACAGCUGCUGAAUUUGUUUUGUGUUUCUUAUGUAGUAGUUUAAUGCUACCUAUUAUCAGAAUUUCUGAAACCUUUAGAAAAAUUCUGAUUUAUUCCAUUAAUGGCCAGUUGAACAGGUUGGCACUUUUUUUAUUGAGGAAUUUGACUUAAACUGGAAAUCCUGUCAUGUUCUUUAUCUACCCAGCUUGCCUUACUUUGGAGUGUUUUUGAUGUUUUUAAAAUUUUGUCUUCUCUGUGGGUGACAGAACAUUAACUUUGUCAUUCUUGGAGCUAUUUUUUAAGCUUGUUUAAAUUUUUUGUGUAAUUAAUAUGUUAAACUGCAAUGCUUAUAUUCUAGGGUUUCCCCCCCAUUCAGAGAAACAUAAUAAUCACUAGUAAAUGAGUCUGCAAUCACUAAAAUGCCUAAAAGAAGAAUUAUUAACAAAGGAUUGUUUUAUAUGUAAAAAAUAAGUCAGACCCAAUUCAAGAAAUUGGGUGAGAAGGAAGCAUUUGGCUGUUCGUUUAUAGUGGUAAAGUGUGUUUUUCAGUAUAACCCGCAGUUUAGGUAGCAUUUAUAAAAUUAAAGUUUCCAAUGUGGACAUCUCCAUUUUCUAACUUUCUACACUGACCAGUUCUGACUACUGAGAAAUGUUAAGGGAUAAUGUUAUUCUUAGUAAGGAGUCUCUUGUUUAAUAGACAGCAUUUUUAUUUGUUUUAAAAAGUGAUCAGAAUUACUAAUCUGUAUUUUGAGGAAAUACUGUAACCCUAGAAUAUUUCCUCUUGGCUCCUUUCUGUAAUGAGGAUAAUUUUGGAAUUUAUAAAGUUUUAAGGACUCCAUUAUUUUCAGACUUCCUAUAAUAGCAGAUUAAUUGUCACACAAUAAGAAUAAGAAAUCUGGAUACGUUCAGUCACACAGAAUAUAAUUACAUGAAACAGGAACAUUUUGGAAAGUUUGCUUUAGACAAUGAAGGUAGUAGUUUCAUAUUUGAUGCUCAUUAAAAACAUGGUAUGUUUUCAAAUGGAAGCAAAAAAAUUGACCAAGGACUUAAUGACUGAUCUGAUUAUAAGCCUCACCCCAUUCCCACUCCAUUUUUAAAACAUGUGUAUGUGCCUUUUGAUAUAAAACACUGAUGAUUUCAGUUUUGCUAUCAAAGACUAGUUAAAGGAGUUGUAUACACAUGAAAAAUAUGUGGAACAUUAUUAACUUUUUGUGUGUCCCAAAACAACAGAUUUUGUGUUUAAUUUGAAAUUCUGACACUGUUUUGUCUCUCUGUUCAUUUUUUCUGUCAAGAUACUUUGCAUUAUUUAUCCUGUCCAUUUCUUGAGACUCCCCUGUCAUGAAUACUUGAAGGACAAGGUGUCUCCCCCUAGCUGUAUCAGGUUUCUUUGUUUUUAGUUUCAAUACCAUGUGCCUAGCUGGAAUGCCCCAUGGGUAUAGCUCCUGAUAAUAACGUGUCAUGUUGAUUUUAUUUUUCUUGCCCAUGACUUGAAAAACUUUUUAAAGUACUGCUGCCUCUUAGGUGAUUCUAUGGUUAAGAAAAAUUCCAAUAUGAUACAUUCUGAAGCAAUAGUUGCUGUCUUGCAAGGGUAAUGUGUCCUUUUAAAAUUAAUGUCUGGAUUAUCUUAAUGAAGGGGAAAUAUAAAAUUUAACUAUUUGUUUUUGUGGUAGAGCUAUAUGCCUCGCCCCUUGCUGCUCUUGUUUAGGCCACUACUAUAUAUGUAAGGUGUUUCAAAUAUUGUUCUACUCAAUAUUAAGCAUUGAAUGACUAUUGUUCUAUCUUGAAUUCCUUUUCAAGGCAUAGAGAAUAUAAUGCUGAGAAGUUAGGAAUGAGGAAGAAAUCUUAGUAUUUCCUUCCUUAGAAUAUAGUAUGAAUCCUGAGGAUAAUUGACAGUCACACAAGAAAACUAUGUCCACAUGUUGUUUUGUAUAAAAAUCUUAUUUAUAAAUGUGAAACUUUUUGAUGCUAUCAAAACUUAUCCAAAAAAUAGAAAGGAUUUA